AAAAAAAAAAAAAUGAAAAAUCUACACAAUUACGCCCUAAUUAUACGCAUCUCCACCCACGCACACACUCGCCGUCGCGAAGAGGAGGAAGAUGAUGUUUGAGAGCAGCCAAUAUGAUUCGGGUCCAACAUUUACCGUCGGCGGUGGCUUCGUUUCUUCUCAGUCCGCCGAUCCUUCCCGCGCCUCAGCAAAGAGUCGGGAUAACCAGGCUAUGUAUCCGGUGACGGUGAAGCAGAUAAUCGAUGCCGCUCUAUCGUCCGACGACAAGUCAGGUUUCGUCAUCGAUGGCGUUGAUGUGUACAAUGUGAAAGUGAUUGGAAUGGUAUUUGAAAAAUCAGAGAGGGUUACUGAUGUAUCCUUUGUGAUUGAUGAUGGCACUGGGCGCAUUGGAUGCAAUAGAUGGGUAAAUGAUCCGCAGGAAACCAAGGAAGUUGAAGGCUUAAUGGAUGGGAUGUAUGUUCGUGUUCAUGGGCAUUUGAAGAGUUUUAAGGGGAAGAAGCAAGUUGUAGUUUAUGCUAUCAGGCCUGUGAAUGAUUAUAAUGAGAUAGCAAACCACUUUCUUGAGUGUGUGCAUGCCCAUUGCUGCAAUGCUAAAUCACAGAAUAAUGGUGUUGCCCCUGCUUCAGCUUCCGUGGGUGUCAGCCAACCUGUCUCGUCCAGUCAAAGCUCUCAAGAAUACAACUUGGAUGGACUAGGGAACAUUGAUAAGAUGAUUUUGGACUAUCUUCAGCUUCCUUCCUCCCUCGCACAAGAAAAGGGUGUGCACCUGAAUGAACUUGCCCAAAAACUCAAAAUUUCUCAGGAAAAAAUCCAGGAAGCAAUCGAGUCUCUGGAAUCGGAAGGUCUGGUUUAUUCGACAAUUGAUGAAAAUCACUACAAAUCCACAGCUUCUUAAUUUGGGAAUUAUUAAGAUGGUGCUUUCGUGUCUCUGCUCCUUGAAGAAGAAAAAUUGGAGGUUCUUUUGCUUUAUAUCAUUUGACUGAGAUGGCAUUUUGUAACAUCCAAUUUCAGUAAUUAUAUCUAUCUAUAUGGACUAUAUAUGUAAUGGUAAUGAUUAGCACUAUACACAUGUUAUGCUUGUUAGCUAAUUCUCUUUGAUAUUCCUUCGCCUAUGGUGUGGAAAACGUCAAUCACUUAUAACGCCAGAUACUAUAUAUUCGAAAUACUAUGUAAAGGUAAAAAAUCAAAUUAUUAAUUUUGUUUGGGUAUGAACCAUUUUAGCUCGGAU
Molecule: messenger RNA, 1228 nt
Organism: Striga asiatica
Lineage: Eukaryota; Viridiplantae; Streptophyta; Magnoliopsida; Lamiales; Orobanchaceae
Source: the annotation of a GenBank genome assembly